AUGGUUUACAUUCGAUUCGACGAGACACUGCCUCCUAAUGAGGGCGACGAGGGUCUUUACAGACGAGAAAGGUCACGGGUGCGAGCUGGUCACGGGCUUCAGGGAGGACUCUGUGAGUCUGCGCAGUCGGUGGAAGCUGACUGGUGGAGACGAAUGGUCGACAGAGGCUCAUUCUGGACGUGGAAGGCGGCGCUGGGCAUAGGGGAAAUGAAGACUGUUAUCAAUAGACAUGGUCUUGAUCUGGAGGCUCUGAAUUCAUCCCGGCUUCCUACUUCCGGGUCUCAAGGAAUGGAUUUUACAUCUGGACAAUAUGUUGGAUCUUCUCAGGCUGUUGCAGUUUCUAAAGACUCUAAAGAAGGUUUGGCACAAAAUGAGAUACCUAAGUUUGAUCCAUUUUCAUCCAGCAGGCCGCCCAUUGGCCCAAGCAUUGCUGGACAUGAGUAUUAUCAAGGAGUUGGAACACACAGGGGUAGUAAGUCUUUUGAUCAUGGAAGCCCAUCAAGUUUGGACACCCGGUCUGCUAACUCCCAAUCACAAGACAAACAAAUGACUCAAAAUGAUAAUAAGAAGGCUAAAACAUCUAGACCUGCUAACUACAACAUGGUCCCAAGUAGUGGUCAAAUGGAGAAUUUUCCAUCAUCACCUGGAAAUAUGAGAUCGAUGCAUAGAAGUAGACAAGAUGGUCAGAAUGUAACAGAAAACCUAGUGGAUUCAACAAAUAUGCAAGAAACAAGAAAGGAGGAAGACGAGAUUGAUAGAGUAUUAUUGUGGAAAAAGGCAAGACAAAUGAAAAAAUGA
Molecule: messenger RNA, 798 nt
Organism: Hibiscus syriacus
Lineage: Eukaryota; Viridiplantae; Streptophyta; Magnoliopsida; Malvales; Malvaceae
Product: chromatin structure-remodeling complex protein SYD-like
Exons: 5
Coding region: 1-798 (265 amino acids)
Source: RefSeq, a predicted model, not a curated record